GGUCCCUUCCAACUCUUUAUUAUUCUACAUUCUGUGCUUAUCUUCAUUGUAUGGCUCUCCCUUUUUCUAGGCAUAAGUUCCAAUCCUAUUCAGAUGGAGCCAGACUUAAACCCCCAGGAGGAGAAGCAGCAUCGGAAAAGUACUUCAAGGAGAUCUUCACAAGCCCCACUAGAAGACGUCGACGGCCCCCCAGCCGCCACCUUUAAGCCUCUGUGUCCCGCUAAGCCCUCGCCCAGUUUUCUUGAACUCCCCUCGACUCAGUGGAGGCCCAAUCCAGUCCAGCCGCACCCCGGGGCCGCACGGACGGGGAGAGGAAGGCGCCAUUUUUCUCCGGACCACCAGCCGCAGGAAUGCUUCGGCCUCCUUGAAUGCCUACACAACAACAUGCAGGUGCAGACCCAGAUCGCGCAGGAGCAGCUGGCGCUGCUACAGGACAUCCGCGAGUCCAUGAGCCUCCUGAUCUCCCAGCAGGACCAGCAGAACGGGGAGCUCCGGGGCCAGCUGGAGCAGCACGGCCCCAGGGACCCGGCCUACUCGCCCCACCCGGGCAGCUAGCAGGCAACACACGGGCCUCCUCUGGCUUCCAUGCAGGCCUUCUGCGGGCAGCUGUGCCGUGGGACUGACUGGCAGUGCAAGCUGUGCGA
Messenger RNA from Thamnophis elegans (Western terrestrial garter snake), 644 nucleotides. It is a transcript of the gene TSACC, whose product is annotated as TSSK6 activating cochaperone. The record is from RefSeq and is a predicted model, not a curated record. Gene Ontology annotation, cellular component: cytoplasm. NCBI's taxonomy places the organism in Eukaryota, Metazoa, Chordata, Lepidosauria, Squamata, Natricidae. The transcript has 4 exons. The coding region runs from base 94 to 555 and encodes 153 amino acids. Gene Ontology annotation, molecular function: protein-folding chaperone binding.